Messenger RNA from Coregonus clupeaformis (lake whitefish), 929 nucleotides. RefSeq names its product PRELI domain containing protein 3B-like. Gene Ontology annotation, biological process: phospholipid transport. The coding region runs from base 75 to 656 and encodes 193 amino acids. The record is from RefSeq and is a predicted model, not a curated record. The transcript is spliced from 6 exons. Gene Ontology annotation, molecular function: phosphatidic acid transfer activity. Gene Ontology annotation, cellular component: mitochondrial intermembrane space. Lineage: Eukaryota; Metazoa; Chordata; Actinopteri; Salmoniformes; Salmonidae.
CGUAGUUUCCUUCACAGCUGAGGUCAAGCUGUCAUAAGUCGCCGACUCGCAAGCCCGACAAAACGGUCUAAAACAUGAAGAUCUGGACCUCCGAACACAUAUUCAACCACCCAUGGGAGACGGUGACCAAGGCGGCAAUGCAGAAGUACCCCAACCCGAUGAACCCUGGCGUGGUAGGGGUGGAUGUGUUGAACAGACACGUGGACACACAGGGCCGGCUAUACAGCAACAGACUGCUCAGCACAGAAUGGGGACUUCCCUCCUUGGCCAAGACUCUCAUUGGUAUAACACGAACAAACACAUACAUCCAGGAACAUUCGGUGGUGGACCCCAAGAAAAAAACCUUUGAGCUGCAAUCUACAAAUAUUUCAUGUACUAACAUAGUAUCUGUGGACGAGAAGUUAACAUACAGGCCGCAUCCGCAGGAUCCCGAAAAGACCAUACUGACACAAGAGGCACUUAUCUCUGUAAAAGGAAUUAGUCUGAGCAGUUACCUAGAGGGGCUCAUGGCCAAAACCAUCUCAGCAAACGCAGGCAAAGGACGAGAGGCGAUGGAGUGGGUCAUCAGGCGGUUAAACACUGAGAUCGAGGAGCUGGCAGCAACGGCACAAGCCACAAUCCGCAUCCCCAUGGCAGCCGCAGUCACAGAGAAAUGAUCAACCGCCAUCUCAAUGGACCUCAGACAUUUCCCCUGAAAAGGGAGACCACCCCCCUAAUCUUCCAGCACAGCCGCCUCCUGUAUUGGCCCACUGUUUUUCUGUCACAAGAACGCAUCCUUCCCUCAGCGGACUGCCCAUACAAGCAGGGUGCACGCUGUUCGGUACACAGAGUGAAGCUGAUGACAGCAUGCAGCGUUCGUAACCAAGUGGGAGGUGGGAAUUUACCAGUUGUGAGGUCUUAAAUACAUUUACAUUUUAGUCAUUUAGCAG